This is a messenger RNA of Strongylus vulgaris, 272 nucleotides long. The record is from the annotation of a GenBank genome assembly. NCBI's taxonomy places the organism in Eukaryota, Metazoa, Nematoda, Chromadorea, Rhabditida, Strongylidae.
AUGGAUAACGUGAAAGUUAGUGAAAAACAUACUGUUGAGAUCACUGGAGCUGGAAAAGAAGCAGCAGCAAAGGUACGCGAAGGGGCGGAUAAAGUAGGAGAAACGGCUAGAGAAGCACAAGAUUACUCCAGCGAGAAAUUACGCGACGGGAAGCAAACUGUUCAACAAAAGGUUAAUUUAGAGAUUUUUAGUUCAUAUAGUUACCUCAUGUUUGUUAAAUUAACCCCUAGCUGGUUAUAUUUCAGCAUAGUCGGAUCCUUACCCUUUUAAGC